This is a messenger RNA of Pyrus x bretschneideri (Chinese white pear), 1020 nucleotides long. Its product is annotated as RNA-binding protein Y14. Gene Ontology annotation, biological process: RNA splicing. The record is from RefSeq and is a predicted model, not a curated record. Gene Ontology annotation, cellular component: nucleus; exon-exon junction complex; cytoplasm. Bases 105 to 713 code for a protein of 202 amino acids. NCBI's taxonomy places the organism in Eukaryota, Viridiplantae, Streptophyta, Magnoliopsida, Rosales, Rosaceae. Gene Ontology annotation, molecular function: mRNA binding. The transcript is spliced from 4 exons.
AACCCAUAAAUCCCAAUCGUCCCAAUUCCCGAACCCUUGCGCCCUUUUUCCUUCCUCAUCUAAAACUAGGACCAUCGAGAGCUGUGACUGUGAGAGCAUCAGCUAUGGCGAGCGGAGACGUAGAAACGGUGGACUUCGAGCCCGAAGAUGACGACCUCAUGGACGAGGACGGAGCCGUCGACGCCGAGCCCUCCGCCUCCCCCAGGGCCCCACUCCCCAAGCUCAAGUCCGCUAUCACCGGCGUUGGAGCGGCGUCCGCCGUCCCUAAGAAGACCAAAGGUCGCGGAUUCCGUGAAGAUCUCAAUGCCGACCGUAACAGCCGCCUCGCUGCCUCCGACUUCGACUCUCUCAACUCUUCUGACGGCCUCGAACCCCAACGAUCCGUUGAGGGAUGGAUUAUUCUGGUCACUGGGGUACAUGAGGAGGCCCAAGAGGACCACCUACAAGAUGCAUUUGGUGAAUUUGGGGAGAUAAAAAAUUUGCAUUUAAAUCUUGAUCGCCGCACUGGGUUUGUGAAGGGAUAUGCACUGAUUGAAUAUGAAAGUUUUAAAGAGGCAAAAACUGCGAUCGACAAAAUGAAUGGAGAGACAUUACUUACACAAGUUUUAACUGUUGAUUGGGCCUUCAGCAAUGGAUCCUUCCUUGAUGGAUCCAGGAAGAACUCAAGACCACUAAGAGAACGUCGCUCAAGGAGUCCUAGGAGGAGAUACUAAUGUGGCGUGCGCAUUUAUAUCGUGAGGGGACAUUGAUUUCAAACAGGGGGUAGGAUAUUUAAAACCUCUAGUUAUUGGAGCUUCGAGGUGGUGUGUGCAAUUCACCUGUUUUAUGGCCCCCACUUCUUUCCUACCGUGGUUUCAAGUGAUGAUUUCCCGGUUCAGAGAUUUGUGUUUGUUAACAUGUGGAUGUUUCCUUGGUGUGAUUUACUUUUUAUUCGACUUUGAAGCUGCUUGCUAAGACCAUGAAUUUUGUAACUUCAGUGUAGUUUAACCUUCUUUCAUCUAUCAUGUUUUGUUUUUUGUU